Molecule: messenger RNA, 2487 nt
Organism: Schistocerca cancellata (South American locust)
Lineage: Eukaryota; Metazoa; Arthropoda; Insecta; Orthoptera; Acrididae
Exons: 13
Coding region: 1-2487 (828 amino acids)
Biological process (GO): neuromuscular synaptic transmission
Molecular function (GO): protein binding
Source: RefSeq, a predicted model, not a curated record
AUGGAAAUGUUUCAUGAAAUUAAUGAAUUCAACUGUAUUUUUAAAGAGAAUACCAAAGUCAGUGUUGAUUGGACUGGGUUUUACUAUUCUGUUACUUCAAAAAUCCGUGAACUGGAAAAGAAAACGGAGCUUCAGAAUGUCCGCCAUGAAGAGCUUCUCCUUGAAAUGGCAAGCAUCAAACGAUCAGCACAAAGUGCUAACACAGCACUGGCAGCAGCUGCUGCUGCUGCCGCUGUCAACCACAACUCUCCUGAGUCAGGGCAUUCAACACCAGACUCUGCAAGGGUUGAUGGUGGUGGGAGUGCGGGUCCAAAUCGCCCAGCAGUCAUGACGUCAUCUGCACUUGACAACCUUGGUGACAUGCACCAAACCACCUCACGAGUAUUGCCACAUGGGCGCUCAUCCAGUCAACCUGGUUGUGGAGUAGCAGGCUUCCCUAGCGGCAUUCAGCAGGCGAACAGCCUCCCUUCCUCCUACCCUCCAUCAGGCUUCACUGCUACUGCUGGGGGGUACCGCUACGCCGUCCCGCCCGGUGAGCACGGAAAUCCAGCUCCAGUGCCAGCAGGCUUUGUAGAUAGCUGCAGCUCUACUGGCUACCGCAUGCAGUCGCAGAUGUUGCCCCCUACUGCUGGCUCGGGCCAGCUAUGGAAGGCUCCUUCGAUGUCGGAUCUGGCGGCGUUCAGUAGAAGUGGUGCUAAUUGUCGUGGUCCCCUUCCUCCCUCAUCCCUGCCUCUCCCUCUGACGGCUGCAGCCGACGCUCCAGGAUCGGGCACACACGCACAAGCUGGGUCCGGUCCAUCUUUGGGCCAUCAUACAUCGCACCCCUCGCCUCAGCAGCAACAACCUGGGACAGCCACCUCCUCAGAAAUUGACCGCAUCAUGGCCAAGAUUGAACAGGAUAAUCGGAUUCUUGCUGAACUAGACAAGACACGAUCCACCAUAGGCCUGUCGAGCAAUUCAAGUAGCACAACAGCUGGAGGAAGUGUGUGUGCAGCAGGGAAUGUCACCAGUGGCACUACAGUACCCCUAGCCACACAAGCUGGACAUGGUGAACAGAAUACACUUGCAUAUGUCGGGGUGCCCAGUGCACAACCCUAUCAGGCACUGCCGGCUCCUCUGGGUACCCAGCCGCAAUAUGUAAUGCCUGUACUAGCGCCAGCUGCUCCACCAGGACCCCAGCAGCAGACCUACGUGCCAACACACACAGCACGGCUUAUGCCGCAGAUACCGACAGCGGCAGCUGCUGCUACUGCAGGUGCAGCUGCUGGUAUACCUGGAAUACUAACAACACCGUAUGAUCUAGACAGUAGAGGUGGCUACCUAAAUGGGAAUCUUCCGCCUGGAGUGUAUUCUACAUUUCCAGGAACUGAACAACAAAUGGUUACAGACAGCAAAGUUGUUGACAUGUUGGACAUUCCUGGUAAAGGUCGCUGUUAUGUAUACAUUGCAAGGUACUCAUAUGAUCCAUUUCAACAGUCUCCAAAUGAAAAUCCUGAAGCUGAGUUGCCAGUCAAUGCUGGAGAUUACUUGCUGGUUUGGGGUACUAUGGAUGAGGAUGGUUUUUUUGAUGGAGAGCUCCUGGAUGGUCGUCGAGGUUUGGUUCCUUCCAAUUUCAUCCAAAAAUUAGUUGGAGAGGACCUUCUGGAAUUUCACCAAGCUGUUGUCCAAGGACUGAGGGACUGUGAUGAUAGUGCUUCUACCAAUGUUGGUCAAGAAUUGGAGUUUUCAGGACAUGAAAUAAUGCCCCUCGAUGAAGGCGUUUAUGGGAAGCAGCGGCUGUCACAACAAGAAUAUGCUUAUGCUGAGCUAGAUGACAUUCUGGAAGAAGAAGAUGAGGAACAAAUGGGAGAAGGUCCAGCCCUGUUCUUCUCGGUGCUAGUCCCAGCCCCCAAGCAGCUCACGCUGGAGCGACAGCUGAACAAGAGCGUGCUCAUCGGCUGGAAUCCUCCAGACAAUUGCCCACCAUCUGCUAUAGAGAGCUACCACGUCUACGUUGAUGGUGUUCUCAAGACCACAGUUAAGGCAACAGAGCGGACGCGGGCACUCGUCGAGGGAGUUGACUCCACCAGGCCCCAUCGCAUCAGUGUUCGUUCAGUCACACCAAAUCGCCGUACUUCACGGGAUGCAGCAUGUACAAUGGUCAUAGGGAAAGAUGUACCUCUUGGUCCAACUAGUGUGCGUGCAAGCCGUGUCACCAGUUCAUCAGCUGUCAUCUCUUGGCUACCAAGCAACAGUAAUUAUCAACAUGUUGUAUGUGUCAACAAUGUGGAGGUUCGCACAGUAAAACCUGGAGUUUACCGGCACACAAUUACUGGCUUGGCUCCCAACACAGUUUACCGAGUGACAGUGAGGGCAAAAAACAUAAGAGCCCCACACUUUGAUGAGAAGAAUACUCAGCAAAUGGAACGGCUGUCUGCACACAUUGAUUUUCGCACACUACCAAAAGGGAGUCAAAGACUUGUGUUAGAUUUAGUUACUGCUGUGUAA